Molecule: messenger RNA, 640 nt
Organism: Alligator sinensis (Chinese alligator)
Lineage: Eukaryota; Metazoa; Chordata; Crocodylia; Alligatoridae
Gene: AVPR1A
Product: arginine vasopressin receptor 1A
Exons: 2
Coding region: 38-496 (152 amino acids)
Biological process (GO): G protein-coupled receptor signaling pathway; regulation of systemic arterial blood pressure by vasopressin; positive regulation of vasoconstriction
Cellular component (GO): membrane
Molecular function (GO): peptide binding; vasopressin receptor activity
Source: RefSeq, a predicted model, not a curated record
CCGCGCGCGGCGCCAGCCGGCCCGGCGCUCGCGGGGCAUGGUGGCGGCGGCCAGGGCGCUCAGCUUCGUGCUCAGCACGCCGCAGUACUUCAUCUUCUCGCUCAGCGAGGUGCGCAGCGGCGUCUACGACUGCUGGGCGCACUUCAUCACGCCCUGGGGGUCCCGCGCCUACGUCACCUGGAUCACGGGCGGCAUCUUCGUGGCCCCCGUGCUGGUCCUGGCCACCUGCUACGGCUUCAUCUGCUCCCGCAUCUGGAGCAACGUGCGGGGCAAGACGCGGCCGCCGGGGCCCGGGGCGAGGGCGGGCGCGGGGGUGGGCUUCCCCUGCGUCAGCAGCGUCAAGAGCAUCUCGCGGGCCAAGAUCCGCACGGUGAAGAUGACCUUCGUCAUCGUGUCAGCUUACGUGGUGUGCUGGGCGCCCUUCUUCACCAUCCAGAUGUGGUCCGUCUGGGACCAGCACUUCGAAUGGAUUCUGAAAACACUGCAGUUACAGUAACUGCUUUGUUGGCCAGCCUGAAUAGUUGUUGCAAUCCAUGGAUCUACAUGUUCUUUAGUGGUCACCUCCUGCAAGACUGUAUACAAGGCUUCCCUUGCUGUCGAAAAAUAAAGCACCCCCUCAAUAAAGAAGAUUCUAACAGCA